Messenger RNA from Myripristis murdjan (pinecone soldierfish), 2335 nucleotides. RefSeq names its product chemokine (C-C motif) receptor 6b (gene ccr6b). The record is from RefSeq and is a predicted model, not a curated record. Lineage: Eukaryota; Metazoa; Chordata; Actinopteri; Holocentriformes; Holocentridae. Gene Ontology annotation, cellular component: external side of plasma membrane; membrane. Gene Ontology annotation, biological process: G protein-coupled receptor signaling pathway; cell chemotaxis; immune response. Bases 181 to 1278 code for a protein of 365 amino acids. Gene Ontology annotation, molecular function: C-C chemokine binding; C-C chemokine receptor activity. The transcript is spliced from 2 exons.
UCAUAUUUGGCACUGUUUUGUCUUUUUUCUUUCUUUAAGAUCUUUUCUACCCUGAGGGCAAAGCAAACCACUAUUUGAGUGAGACGUGCUGCUCUGAAGGUAUGCUCUGAGCAGAUAGUCCCUCAUAAGCAGCUCAGUUUUUGAAUUCUUUACUGGAUUUCAGCCUGAUUGAUUUUGAAAAUGACUACGGAGUUUCCAGACUACGAUUACAGUUCAGAGACGGGCGUAUAUCCAUCUGAGGAGCCCGGGCCUUGCAACCUUGACCUUGACCCUUUGGAAACUAUCACACAAACUUACAUCCAUUCCAUCAUCUGCGCUUUUGGCCUGAUUGGCAACUUGCUUGUGAUCGUCACCUACAUUUUCUAUAAGAGGACCAAGACUAUGACGGACGUCUUUCUCUUCAACGUGGCUCUGGCCGACCUGCUCUUUGUGGUGGCCCUGCCGCUCAUCAUAUACAACGAACAGCACAGUUGGGCAAUGGGUUCUGUGUCAUGCAAGAUCCUACAGGGCGUCUACAGCAUCAACCUGUACAGCGGCAUGCUCCUGCUGGCGUGCAUUAGUGGUGACCGCUACGUUGCCAUAGUCCUGGCCAGACGCUUCUUCGGCGCUCACUCGAACACCCUCAUCUACAGCCGCCUUGUCUGCUCAGUUGUUUGGAUGUUUGCGGUGGCUUUAUCCCUCCCUACAGUCAUCUUCACGGAACGGUUUGAAGAAGAAAACCUGGGUGUCCAGAUUGUGACAUGUCAGCUGUGUAUCAAUCACAAUGAGACAGUAAAGGUGAUGAAGGUGCUGGUGCCCACCCUUCAAGUGGCCAUAGGCUUCCUCUUGCCUCUUUUGGUUAUGGUGUUUUGCUACUCCAAAAUCAUCUGUACCUUGCUGAGAGCCCAGAGCAGCCAAAGGCACAAGGCGGUCCGUGUGGUUUUGGCGGUGGUCGUGGUCUUCAUUAUUUGCCACCUCCCCUACAACACGACUUUGCUGACCCACACCCUGGUCCUGUUCAAGGAGCGAGGUUGUGAGGCAGAGAGGAUGAGACUCAAAGUCCUGGCUGUUACCAGGAGCAUUGCCUACCUCCACUGCUGUCUUAAUCCCAUCCUCUACGCCUUCAUCGGGGUCAGAUUCAGGAGCCACUUUCGGCAAAUCCUGCAAGACCUGUGGUGCCUCGGCAAGAAGUACAUCUCUGGUCGCUCCUCACGCGGGACAUCUGAUCUUUCCAUCUCCGGUCAAAAGGCUACGAACGGCUUCAACAUCAGUCAACCACAUUCAUCGUUCAGUGCAUGAUACUCCGGUGGUUACCAGACCCUGAAAGGGAAUAGAUGGGCAGUGGUGGUGACACACCAGCCUCUGAUUUUAUUGUGGUGCAUGCCCAAACAAUCAAGUAUGUAAAAAGUAUCAAAGCAUUGAUGUUAUGUUCGUGAACAAUCCGAUUCUUUUGAAUGAAUGAUGGGAACCCAGCUGUAGGUGAAAGCUGUUCCUUUUAUUGCUGAGCCGAAAAUAAUCCACUGCCCUUUACAGAAAGUGACUGAAAACAGUCACAAGGACCAGCCGGAUUCCAGGAAGACCUGCCCCUACUCUGCCUCUGAUUGGCUAACAUUAACCCUAACUGUAAUCAACUUAACCCAAUGAAGGCAGCUAGUGGCAGUAGGUGGGAUGGCCAGGCAGACUCAGAGGUAGACGACGUGUUUGAAGCCAAAAAAAAAAAAAAAAAGGGCAAAUUAAAAAAUGGCAGCACUUUGAUGCACUUUGAUAAAGUGGAGUGCAAUAGCCGCAAAAAUAUUAUUUAAAGUCCCCCCAUCAUUCAAAAGAGCCGGUCGAUCAAAAAGAUCGGAGCCAUAAGAGCUGCUUCCCUUCAAAAAGCCAUAACUCCCAUCACUGUGUCAAAGUGUCCCACUCAUGUACAGUUACUUUACUGAAUUUUUACUUUAGUAGAGGUAAAAUGACUUCAGUGAAAAUGAAAAGUUGCUCGUUUAAAAUGUCAUUUAGUGAUAUCAUUUCAUGCUUCUGAGAGAUAUAAAAUUGCAAUUUCUUUUGUAAAGCCCUGCUUUUUUAAAAUGAGUCCACUUGGGCUUACAUUUAAUGUGAUGCACUGUCAAUAUAAAAAGGGGAAAAACAGCACGCUGUGUUCUGUUUACAAGAAUGACUAUUGAAUUAUCAUUUCCUUAUAGCUGUAUUUCUCCAAAUGUGAGGGCAGUGUACUUUGUUUCUGCUUACAUGGCCCUUAUCUCUCCUUAAGCUUUUUCUUUGUCAAACAGCAGCUACUCUCAAACUAUGAGAGCAAAUUAUAUCCCCUUUGUUUUCAAGUCAAUAUGUUUUGUAUUUUCUUGUUCAGUUUGUAUUA